ACGUUCUUACGUUAUCUGUGGCACAACAAAUCCGCGCUACCGAGGAGAUUACUGUUUUGUGCAAUUUUCUCGUAUAUUUCAACUAAUUUAGAUCCGUAACUAUCAAAAUGGCAACCACGGCCAAGCCACGCUCGGAGAUGACUUUGGAAGAGUUAGCUAAGAUUGAGGAGGAAGAAUUCAGCACAGGGCCUCUGUCCGUGCUAACACAGUCCGUGAAGAACAAUACUCAAGUUCUGAUCAACUGCCGAAACAACAAGAAGUUGCUGGGCCGUGUCAAGGCCUUCGACCGGCAUUGUAACAUGGUUCUUGAAAAUGUAAAAGAAAUGUGGACUGAAGUGCCGAGGACUGGUAAAGGAAAAAAGGGCAAAGCUGUUAACAAGGACAAGUUCAUCUCCAAGAUGUUCCUCCGCGGAGACUCUGUCAUCCUGGUCCUCAGGAAUCCUCUCGCCACCGCAGCGGGAAAGUAAACUAAGUUUAAGGUACCAAAGUCAUCUAUUGUCAUAAGGACAGCAACACUUAUCCAACCCGAAAUCAAUAUCUAAAUGUAAUUGAAAUAGGGUCAUUUAGCGUCAGUAGGCGCAAUGACCCUAUGUGGUGAAUAUUGAAAAAAAUUUGAUCACAAUAAUUUUAUUUUGACCAAUAGGUAUUUCUUAUCAAUUUUCAUGUGGUUGGUUUGCAAUGGAUGCAUUAGAUGUAAUUUUAUAAGUCUCAAUAUAAGGUUUAAAAU
Molecule: messenger RNA, 727 nt
Organism: Cydia splendana
Lineage: Eukaryota; Metazoa; Arthropoda; Insecta; Lepidoptera; Tortricidae
Gene: SmD2
Product: probable small nuclear ribonucleoprotein Sm D2
Exons: 3
Coding region: 108-467 (119 amino acids)
Biological process (GO): RNA splicing; spliceosomal snRNP assembly
Cellular component (GO): U1 snRNP; U4/U6 x U5 tri-snRNP complex; catalytic step 2 spliceosome
Molecular function (GO): RNA binding
Source: RefSeq, a predicted model, not a curated record